Molecule: messenger RNA, 2337 nt
Organism: Eruca vesicaria subsp. sativa (arugula)
Lineage: Eukaryota; Viridiplantae; Streptophyta; Magnoliopsida; Brassicales; Brassicaceae
Source: the annotation of a GenBank genome assembly
GCACCGAUAUUUUUCCGUAACUAACUUCUCAAAAAUCUUCAAACCUCACAUCUCCUCUCAAAGAUCCGCCGAAGAAACAAUGGGGACGGAGAUUCCAACUUCACCGGAGAUAUCCGAGGCACUGUUACCGGAAUCCAACAAAACCGCGGCGGCGAUUUCACCUCAAGACGAGGACGUACCUGAGUGGAAGGAGCAGAUAACGAUCCGUGGAUUAGCCGUGAGCGCGUUGCUGGGGACGUUGUUCUGCAUCAUCACUCAUAAGCUGAAUCUCACUGUAGGUAUCAUCCCUUCGCUUAACGUCGCGGCAGGUUUGCUCGGAUUCUUCUUCGUCAAAUCGUGGACUGGUUUCUUGUCGAAGCUUGGAUUUGCGGUUAAGCCGUUUACUAAGCAGGAGAAUACUGUUAUUCAGACUUGCGUCGUCGCUUGCUAUGGCCUCGCGUUUAGCGGAGGAUUUGGAUCGUAUUUGAUUGCUAUGGAUGAGAAGACGUACAAGCUCAUUGGUGCUGACUAUCCUGGGAAUCACGCGGAAGAUGUUAUCAAUCCAGGGUUGUGGUGGAUGAUUGGGUUUUUGUUUGUAGUCAGCUUCUUGGGACUCUUUAGUCUCGUUCCACUACGCAAGGUGAUGGUUUUGGACUAUAAACUUACUUACCCCAGUGGGACUGCCACAGCGAUGCUGAUUAAUAGUUUCCACACCAACAGUGGAGCUGAGCUUGCAGGAAACCAGGUCAAAUGUCUUGGGAAAUACCUGAGCCUUAGCUUCGUUUGGAGUUGUUUCAAGUGGUUCUUCAGUGGUGUUGGAGAUUCAUGUGGAUUUGAUAACUUCCCCACACUUGGUUUGACACUAUUCAAGAACACGUUUUACUUUGACUUCAGUCCGACAUAUGUUGGAUGUGGUCUUAUAUGCCCUCAUAUAGUGAACUGCUCGGUUCUUCUCGGUGCGAUCAUCUCUUGGGGGUUUCUGUGGCCAUUUGUAUCACAACAUGCCGGUGAUUGGUAUCCAGCUGACCUUGGCUCCAACGAUUUCAAAGGUCUUUAUGGAUAUAAGGUCUUUAUCGCCAUUGCCAUUAUCCUUGGAGACGGUCUCUACAAUCUUGUCAAGAUCAUUGCUGUUACUGUGAAGGAAUUAUGCAGCAGUAGCUCUAGACACCUUAAUCUACCUGUUGUUACCAACGUUCUAGAUGACGAAGCCUCUGAGAUACUCUUGGUAAAGAAGAAAAGAGAUGAAGUCUUUUUGAAGGACCGUAUCCCUCUCGGAUUUGCAGUUUCUGGUUAUGUGGGUCUUGCAGCUAUCUCAACAGCAACAAUCCCUUUGAUAUUUCCACCUUUGAAAUGGUACUUUGUCCUUUGCUCAUACUUCAUUGCACCUGCUCUGGCCUUCUGUAACUCUUACGGAACUGGCCUCACGGACUGGAGUCUAGCAUCAACCUACGGAAAGAUCGGUCUUUUCAUAAUCGCUUCCGUAGUGGGAAGUGAUGGUGGUGUCAUUGCCGGUUUAGCUGCAUGUGGUGUCAUGAUGUCAAUCGUCUCUACAGCAGCUGAUCUCAUGCAAGACUUCAAAACCGGUUACCUCACUUUAUCAUCAGCAAAAUCCAUGUUCGUAAGCCAGCUCGUGGGAACUGCAAUGGGCUGCAUAAUCGCUCCCCUCACGUUCUAUCUCUUCUGGUCUGCUUUCGACAUCGGAGACCCCAACGGUCCUUACAAAGCACCUUACGCAGUGAUCUUCCGUGAGAUGGCCAUUCUCGGUAUUGAGGGAUUCGCAGAACUUCCUAAGCACUGUCUAGCUCUUUGCUACGGGUUUUUCGUUGCGGCUUUGAUAGUGAAUCUCUUGAGGGAUAUUACACCGCCUAAGAUCUCUCAGUUUAUCCCUAUCCCAAUGGCGAUGGCUGUCCCGUUCUACAUUGGAGCUUACUUCGCCAUCGACAUGUUCGUUGGGACUGUUAUAUUGUUCGUGUGGGAACGGAUCAACAGGAAAGAUGCAGAUGACUUUGCCGGUGCUGUAGCGUCAGGGCUGAUCUGUGGAGAUGGGAUAUGGACAAUUCCAUCUGCAAUCCUAUCGAUCUUGAGGAUCAAUCCACCCAUCUGUAUGUACUUUAGACCAGCUUUGGCGAGUUAGAAGAUGUCAUAGUCUCGUGGCCGCAGGUACUGAAAGUAAUUGUUUUCAUAUGUUGUUGUAUAUAUGUUUCGAAAUCUCAAUAUUCCCAGGAGAAACAGAAAAAAUGUUGUUGCAAAAUCUCUUGAUAUGUUUUAGACAGUGUUGUUUCUUUAAGGGAUGUUGUCCCUUUGAAUCUUUUCUUGUUUAGACAUUCACAAGCUCAAGAAAAGUUUGAGACCAUUUGC